Molecule: messenger RNA, 1992 nt
Organism: Zasmidium cellare ATCC 36951
Lineage: Eukaryota; Fungi; Ascomycota; Dothideomycetes; Mycosphaerellales; Mycosphaerellaceae
Exons: 4
Coding region: 1-1992 (663 amino acids)
Biological process (GO): tricarboxylic acid cycle; acetyl-CoA biosynthetic process; fatty acid biosynthetic process
Cellular component (GO): cytosol
Molecular function (GO): ATP citrate synthase activity
Source: RefSeq, a predicted model, not a curated record
AUGGCCACCACGAAUGGCACCGCCAACGGCGUCAAUGGCCAUGACAACCUCUCCGCCAACGACAACAUCCAGCGAUUCGCCGCUCCCAGCAGACCUCUGAGCCCACGCCCAGAGCACCAGCUCUUCCACCCCAAGACAAGAUGUUUCGUCUACGGCAUGCAGACCAGAGCGGUGCAGGGUAUGCUCGAUUUCGACUUCAUCUGCAAACGCAAGACCCCCUCUGUCGCGGGUAUCAUCUACACCUUUGGUGGCCAGUUCGUCAGCAAGAUGUACUGGGGAACUUCGGAGACGCUGCUCCCAGUCUACCAAUCGGUGGAAACUGCCAUGGCCAAGCACAGUGACGUCGACUGCGUCGUGAACUUUGCCUCGUCGAGAUCCGUCUACAGCUCCACCAUGGAGCUGAUGGAGUUCCCCCAGAUCAAGUCCAUCGCCAUCAUCGCCGAGGGUGUGCCAGAGCGCCGCGCACGUGAAAUUCUCCAUGUCGCCAAGAAGAAGGGCAUCACCAUCAUUGGCCCGGCCACUGUUGGUGGUAUCAAGCCCGGUGCGUUCAAGAUUGGUAACACUGGUGGUAUGAUGGACAAUAUCGUCGCCUCCAAGCUCUACCGCAAGGGCUCUGUAGGCUACGUCUCCAAGUCGGGUGGUAUGUCCAAUGAGCUAAACAACAUCAUUGCACAAAACACCGACGGUGUGUACGAGGGUGUUGCCAUUGGUGGUGACAGAUACCCCUCGACCACUUUCAUUGACCACUUGCUCCGCUACCAGGCCGACCCAGACUGCAAGAUCCUGCUCUUGCUCGGUGAGGUCGGUGGUGUUGAGGAGUACCGUGUGAUCGAGGCUGUGAAGAAUGGCACUAUUACCAAGCCCAUUGUUGCAUGGGCCAUUGGUACCGUCGCCAGCAUGCUCAAGACUGAGGUGCAGUUCGGCCACGCUGGUGCCAUGGCUAACUCUCAGCUCGAGACUGCCGCUGUGAAGAACAAGUCCAUGCGUGAUGCUGGCUUCUUCGUCCCAGACACCUUCGAGGACCUCCCCUCAACUCUCAGCUCGGUUUACAAGAAGAUGAUCAGCGCUGGCCACAUCAAGCCAGCUGCUGAGCCAGCUGUUCCCAAGAUCCCCAUUGACUACUCCUGGGCUCAGGAGCUUGGUCUUAUCCGUAAGCCAGCUGCCUUCAUCUCCACCAUUUCGGACGACCGUGGCCAGGAGCUUUUGUACGCCGGUCUCCCAAUCUCGGACGUGUUCAAGGAGGAUAUUGGAAUCGGUGGUGUCAUGUCCCUGCUGUGGUUCCGCCGCAGACUGCCCCUCUACGCCAGCAAGUUCUUGGAGAUGGUUCUCAUGCUUACUGCCGACCACGGUCCAGCCGUGUCCGGUGCCAUGAACACCAUCAUUACCACCCGUGCCGGCAAGGAUCUUAUCUCUGCGCUGGUCGCUGGUCUUCUCACCAUUGGAUCUCGUUUCGGUGGUGCUCUUGAUGGUGCUGCCGAGGAGUUCACUCGCGCAUUCGACAAGGGCCUCUCUCCUCGUGACUUCGUCGACACCAUGCGUAAGGAGAACAAGCUGAUCCCUGGUAUUGGUCACCGUGUCAAGUCACGAAACAACCCCGAUCUCCGAGUCUCCCUCGUCAAGGAAUACUGCCAGGCCAAAUUCCCCUCCACCAAGCUCCUCGACUACGCUCUCGCCGUCGAAACCGUCACGACGUCAAAGAAAGACAACCUCAUUCUCAACGUUGACGGCUGCAUUGCCGUCUGCUUCGUCGAUCUUCUCCGCAACUCUGGUGCCUUCAGCCCCGAGGAGGCCGAGGACUACCUCAAGAUGGGUGUACUCAACGGUCUUUUCGUCCUCGGUCGUUCGAUCGGUCUUAUUGCCCACUACCUCGACCAGAAGAGACUGCGCACUGGCCUGUACAGACAUCCAUGGGAUGACAUCACCUACCUGCUCCCAGAGCUUGGCAAGGGUGCUCCAGGCAACGAGGGCCGUGUGGAAGUCAGCGUCAAAUAG